CUGAGCUAAACAGCAGACAAAAACAAUGAAAUUUUUCUGUUUUUAAACACUAAAAAAAGUAGUUUCAUAGUGCCAUUUGUUUCCAUAAAAUAAAGUGUUUGUAAACAAACACAGUUAUGUGAUUUGUGCUUCUAGUUUCAAUUGGAAUUUGUGAAUAAAAAGUAGUGAUUUCUUUAUGUUUGAAGGUUAUAAAAAAAGUUUGGAUUGUAAAAUUUUAGAAAACUGAGCUUGUUAAGGGAUGUCUUUAACAUGCAGAUAUGUGCAAAAAAGCUCGAAAAAUAACCCUUUUGGAGGCCCAGAAAAAAAUGCGAAAGAUAGUGCUGUCUUGUGACUUAGAAAUUUGGAAACAUAGUAAAUGGAGAACAGUGGCAAGAUCCAAAUAAUAUUCAAAACUUUAAAACAUAAAUUUUGUUCUCCAGUUAUCAAAAUUACAUUCCAAACUUGAGAGUGCCAUAAUUUUAAGCCAUAAGAAUUUAGAUUAGUGCUAACCAAAGUUAUCUAAGGAAAAAAGUAGUAUUGUAUUGUCCAAAAAAGGGUGAAAAAUCAUGUUGGAGGAUGCCAGACCUCUUUUGGGGGCCUUCCAUACACAAGGAGUGAGACGGGGUGUUCGUAGAGGAGUGAGAUGGGUCCUUGGGCCAGCUACUUUAAGGAAAUGUGUAUUUGCCAUAGUGUUCUUUAGUAUUAUCUUAAUUAUAUUCUACUUAAGGCAGACUAGGACUCCAUAUUUAACCAAGUUUAUCAGGACCAAUACUCGUCCAGAACCGAAUAUAAAAUGUGGAAACCUCAACGGUCCGAGACUUUUACAGAAUCACGACCACAAAACGGACGCCCGCUUGAAAAGCUACCCCAAAGUAUUAGUAUUUGUCGAAAGUAUUCUAAAUUUAGGAAAAGACAUUGCCGAACUCCUAGUCCACACCAGGAUAAAAUACAAAGUCGAGGUCACAGGGAAAAGUCUUCCUGUUCUAACCACCCUGGACAAAGGCCGAUACGGCGUCAUAGUUUUCGAAAACUACAACAAAUACUUGCAGAUGGAUAACUGGAACAGGGAACUACUCGACAAGUACUGUAGAGAGUAUUCCGUGGGGAUUAUAGGUUUCGUGCCUGCAGAAGAAGAGACCUAUGUCGGUUCCCAGCUCAAAGGUUUCCCGUUAUUCAUUCACACGAACUUGAAACUUAAAGACGCCUCCUUAAAUCCAACUUCACAGAUCUUGAGACUCACCAGAGCUGGUGAGACUGCCUGGGGUGAAUUACCAGGAAACGAUUGGGUGGUUUUUCAGGCCAAUCACAGUACUUAUGAGCCUCUGGAGUGGGCUUAUAGGAACGAUUACUUCCAGAUCAAUGAGAGCGGCAUAAGGACUCCUCUACCAACAGUUAUUCAAGACCACGGGCUGUAUGAUGACAUUCACAGGGUUAUUUUUGGCUCUGGAUUGAAGUUUUGGCUGCACAGGUUAUUGUUCUUGGAUAGUUUAAGCUAUCUUAGUCACGGACAGCUGAGUUUGUCUCUGGACAGAUCGAUUUUGGUGGAUAUUGACGAUAUUUUCGUUGGGGAUAUCGGAACUAGGCUCAAACCUGAGGAUGUGCAAGCUUUAAUAAGUACUCAAACUCGUUUGUCAAGUAUGGUGCCCAAUUUCAAAUUCAACCUCGGUUUUUCCGGAAAAUACUUCCACCAUGGAAACUCUGAAGAAGACAAAGGGGACGACAUGAUUCUGGGAAACGUGGAUAAAUUCAUGUGGUUCUCUCACAUGUGGAACCAUCAACAGCCGCAUCUCUAUGAUAACUUAACUCUCUUGAUGGAAGAUAUGAUUUUGAACAAGAAUUUUGCCAAACAAUAUGGUAUACCAAGUGAUUCUGGCUAUUCAAUAUCACCGCAUCAUUCUGGCGUUUAUCCAGUGCACGAACUGUUGUAUAUAGCUUGGAAGAAAGUGUGGAAUAUUCGGGUGACAGCUACUGAGGAGUAUCCAAAUUUGAGGCCAGCAAGGUUAAGAAGAGGUUUCAUCCACAGAAACAUAAUGGUUUUGCCUAGACAAACCUGCGGUUUGUUCACGCACACCAUGUUAAUUGAUAGGUAUCCGGGUGGUAGAGAGAAACUUGACGAAUCCAUACAAGGUGGAGAGUUGUUCCAAACUAUUGUAUAUAACCCUAUAAAUAUAUUUAUGACGCACAUGUCAAAUUAUGGAAACGACAGGUUAGGACUGUAUACUUUCGAAUCUGUCAUUAAAUUUAUACAGUGUUGGACUAACAUCAGACUUACGUCAGCGCCUCCAUUGCAAUUGGCUGAAAAUUAUUUUAAACUGUAUCCUGGCGAAUCAGAUCCAGUGUGGGGGAAUCCUUGCGAUACACAAAGACAUCAGAAAAUAUGGUCGAAAAAUAAAUCGUGCGAUUCAUUACCGAGGUUUUUAGUUAUCGGGCCUCAAAAAACCGGAACUACGGCACUGUAUACUUUUUUAGCGCUGCAUCCUGCCAUAGCUAAGAAUCUGGCCAGCCCCACUACUUUCGAGGAAAUUCAGUUUUUUAACGGAAACAAUUAUUUGAGAGGCUUAGAUUGGUAUAUGAAUUUUUUUCCCAGUGACACCAAUUCAACAUCGACUCGGUACUAUUUCGAGAAAAGCGCCACUUAUUUUGACGGCGAGUUAGUACCGAAAAGGGUGCACGCUUUACUACCUCGCGCGAAGAUAAUCACAAUCUUAAUAUCACCAGCCAAGAGGGCUUAUUCGUGGUACCAACAUACCAAAGCUCACGGUGACAUCGUCACUAAUAAUUACAGCUUCCACCAAGUGAUCACAGCUAGUGAUACUGCCCCGAAACCUUUGAGAGACCUUAGGAACAGGUGUCUGAACCCUGGAAAGUACGCUCAACAUUUGGAAAGAUGGCUGACGUACUUUUCCGCCCAGUCUAUCCAUAUUAUCGAUGGUGAGGAAUUGAAAUCCAGUCCUAUAGAUGUGAUGAACGAAUUGCAAAAAUUUCUGAAGAUAUCGCCAUUUUUUAACUACACAGAACACUUGAGAUUUGAUAAGAAAAAGGGAUUCUACUGUCAGGUGGUAAAAGGGGACAGUACCAAAUGCUUGGGCCGUAGCAAAGGUAGACAGUACCCUCCCAUGGAAGAAAAGUCACUAAAAUAUCUUCAGAGAUAUUAUUCAACUUACAAUACAGCUUUGGUAAAGCUGUUUAAAAAAAUAGGUAUAAGGGUGAUUCCUAACUGGUUAAAAGAAGACUUAUCUGAUAAUAACGAAUCUGAAAGUUAAGUUAUUUAAUUUUCGCGAUUCUACAGUACGUUUUGUGUAAAUAAAGCAUUAAUAUUUAUAACCAAAAAUCCUAAUAAGUUAUAUUAACUUUUUCUUUCAAAUAAUAAAAAUACGUACAAAAAUACUUCGUGAUGAAAUUAAAACUACGUCAUAGUAUGCCUAGAAAUAAUUUAAUAUUUUCAGUGAUUUUUUUUUGUUAAGCAUUAAAAAGAAGUAAAAUUAGUAGGCAGUUACUAUGACGGUUUUUUUUUUAUUAAAUCACGCGGUGUAUUGAAUUAGACUUAAGUAUGAUUUAACACAUAUCACUUCGACAGCAAUAUCAUUCAUUUGAUAAACAAUAAUAUACGAAUUUUCGUAAAUUUAAGCUUUAAAUUUUAUUUAAUUAUAGACCUUUUUUUGAAAUAUAUUUUUACAACAAAAAAAAUACAGCACAGUCAAUUCGGUUUAUGUUUAAUUUCAACGAUUUUUUUUAAAUCUUUCUUUAUUUUUAUUCUAUAGGGUGAAUGUUAAAUAUUAUAGGAUAUUAUUUAACAUUACACUUAUUAAGUGUAAAUAUUUUUUCACAUCUGGUAGAUCUCUGUAAAAGAAAUAUCCAUUUUUAUAAAACUAAAAAUGCUGCACACAGAUUCUUGUAAUUUUUGUUUUCACCUUUUACUUUUUUUUGUUAUCUAUGGUUAAAAUAUUUGCACUUAUUUAAGAAACGCCUUGCUUAAAAUCUCUUUUUUUCAUUUACCAAGCCUCCAAUUGAAGAAUAUGCAACCAAAGUCCUAAAUUAAGGAAUUAAAAAUUAUAUAGAGUGGUCUAGAAUAAUAUGUAUGUAUCCGACGUCCAAUAAUUGAGCUUAAUGUACAUUAUUUGUGAAAAAUUGAGAGAACUCUUUAAAGAUAGCCUAUAUCGCUGUAAUAAAUGUUAAGUGUGGUGUACGUUUCAAAUUUAUUAAGAAUCUUUUUAGUUUUCCCCAUUUUUGACGUUUUUGACAUUAUUUUUGACAUUUAGAGGGCAGUACUGUAAGUUGACAGUGACGUACAUAUAUAACUUUGAACGUCGACAUUUAUAUUUUUUCGCCAUAGAUAGAAAAAACAACUAUAGAUUGGAAAGUACCCAUAAGGACAAUGUAAAUACUGUUUGGCGCUAUUGUUACAACGGUCGCUCUCCAAAGCUUUUGAUAAUUUCGGAGCGGUUCGGCUUUUUUCCGGAUUUAUGUCGCCAAAUAUUAUUUAUUCAAUUUUAUUAUUAUCUUUUAAUUUUUUAAAUAAAACACAGUGUGUUACAUUAUGAAAUACCUAUGAAACAUUGGAAACCGAAGUUAUAAAACGAUCCACGAUGCCGAUGGUUUUUGCAGUUCACAGUUCACACAGCUUUUUAAGUUUUCAAUGCCACUUUUUCACAAUUAUCACGGGUUUGAGUAAAUAAAAUUUAAAU
Messenger RNA from Sitophilus oryzae (rice weevil), 4664 nucleotides. It is a transcript of the gene sfl, whose product is annotated as bifunctional heparan sulfate N-deacetylase/N-sulfotransferase. The record is from RefSeq and is a predicted model, not a curated record. The coding region runs from base 546 to 3242 and encodes 898 amino acids. Lineage: Eukaryota; Metazoa; Arthropoda; Insecta; Coleoptera; Curculionidae. The transcript has 11 exons. Gene Ontology annotation, cellular component: Golgi apparatus. Gene Ontology annotation, molecular function: deacetylase activity; heparan sulfate N-sulfotransferase activity.